AAUUGGAUGCUAGGAGUACCGGUGGGGGCCCCGGCCUCCGACACUAAAAGUCGUCGUCGCUAGCAAUUUCUGACCGGUCAGCCCUCCUUUUCCGAUCAAUGGGAUCUUCAGACAAGUUUCACUAUCUCUUUGGUUCACCACAUUCCUAGGGAUCCUCCGCAGUGGCCACCCAGCACCUCCAAUGGAUUCGUCUUCCUCUUUUCUUCUUACUUCUCUCCUUCUUCUUCUUAUCUUGUUCCACCGCUUCUCACUUCACCUGUCCUCGCCGACCUCCGAAGAUCUCUUCGAUGCCUGGUGCCGACAACAUGGAAAAACGUACUCUUCCGGGCAAGAAAGGCAGCGCAGACUCGAGGUCUUCGAAGACAACCUCGCCUUCGUCACCCGUCACAACGCGGCGGCCAGUUCCUCCUACUCACUCUCUCUCAACGCCUUCGCCGAUCUCACUCACCACGAGUUCAAAGCCUUUCGCUUGGGCCUCUCUGCUUCCAGGAGUCGACCACUUCGGGAUUCUCCGGUGCCCUUUCGCGAUGUGAUUGUUCCUUCUUCUAUAGAUUGGAGGAAGAAAGGGGCAGUGACGCAUGUUAAAGAUCAAGGAAGCUGUGGUGCUUGUUGGUCUUUCUCAGCCACUGGGGCAAUAGAAGGUAUUAAUAAGAUUUUUACUGGAUCUCUGGUCAGUCUUUCUGAACAAGAGUUAGUAGAUUGUGAUAAAUCUUACAAUGCUGGCUGUGAUGGUGGACUCAUGGAUUACGCAUAUCAGUUUGUUAUAGACAACCAUGGGAUUGACACAGAGGAAGAUUACCCAUAUCAAGGGAGAGGAAGAUCAUGCAAUAAAAACAAAUUGAGCAGGCAUGUUGUAACAAUUGACAGCUAUAUUGAUAUACCUGAAAGUAACGAGAAAUUGCUACUACAAGCUGUUGCAACUCAACCUGUAAGUGUAGGUAUAUGUGGCAGUGAGAGAGCAUUCCAGCUGUACUCAAAGGGUAUUUUUACUGGCCCGUGUUCAACUUCUCUAGAUCAUGCAGUAUUGAUUGUAGGGUAUGGAUCGGAAAAGGGAAAAGAUUACUGGAUAGUAAAAAAUUCAUGGGGAGCCCAUUGGGGAAUGAAUGGCUAUAUUUACAUCCUUCGCAACAGUGGCAACUCGGAAGGGGUCUGUGGUAUUAACUUGUUGGCUUCGUAUCCCAUUAAAACUAGCCCAAAUCCACCUCCUUCUCCUUCCCCAGCUCCCACUAGAUGUGAUCUUCUUACGUGGUGUUCAGAAAGUGAAACCUGCUGCUGUACCUGGCGCUUGCUUGGUAUAUGCUUUUCAUGGAAAUGUUGUGACUUGGAGUCUGCAGUGUGUUGUAAAGACCAGAGUCACUGCUGCCCUCAUGAUUAUCCAAUUUGCGAUACAGACAGGAAGCAAUGCCUCAAGAACAUGGGGAAUAUUACAAUAGUGAAAGGGCUUGAAAAGAGAGGCUCUGUUGGGAAGUUCGGUGGUUGGAGUUCAUUUCUUGAGGCUUGGAAUAUGUGAAAAAAGCCUUCUGCAUCAGUGAGUCAUUUUUUAAUAUUGAACUUGUGUUACUUUGUAUGCCCUAUCAAAGAUUCUACUGUAUAGCAUGAAUUUUUUCUGACUUGAUUCAAGUCCUAAAGACCAAUUUUUGUUUUGUUGUUGAUCGACAUUUUGCAGCUAUUAAAGAUCAACAAAAUUUGUGUAGUUGAUAUCUCCUUGAUUCUAAUCAACUAAAAUUGAACCCAUACAAUUCUACUUCCCGCAUAUGAAGAUUUUAUUCAGCACUUGAACCUUAAAAUAAUAAAUAAAUAGGAUCUUGAUAUGUUCAUUUGACAGAGAGAUAGAUUGGGAUGGUGAAUGGAAACCAACUUGAAUCAGAUUUCAUUUUAGGCAGGCAACUAGAUUGAGAUAAGGAAAUCGUCUCUAAGAGCAUUUUUACAGUAGCAAAUCAGAAUAGGAACCUGCAUAUAGGUUGGCGCCAUACUCCCGGAUUUUCUUCAUGUCGGAUAGAUUUAACAGCCAGAGGGAUACCAUUCUGAACCUUUGCUGUGCAGAUAGUCCUCUUCUGGAAAUAUUAUGAGCUAGAUUGAAAGUUCUGGAGAUAUAGUCUUCGUGUGAUUUUGCUCACAGAUUUAAGCUUUAAAUUGCAAUCCGAACUAGAAAUUGCUUACCAUGUGUUUGAGAGCUUGGAUUUUGUCAUCAUACAAAUCGAAAUAUAAAAUGCUUCCAAACAAAAUAAAACAAAACAUGACAUUUCACCAUGGCAUGAUUUGGAGCCGAAUUCAGAUGAAAUAUGUAUCUGGAUGAACAGGUUAGGGCUGUCAAUGGGGAGACCCUAGAUCAGUUUGUCUAAAGAAAUGAAGUCACCUGUGUAUUGCAACACUGCACAGGAAGUAACAGACAAAGCCAGGUGAAAAAUGGAAAUUCCCCAUUUGUGAUUUAUGAGUAAUGCAUGCUUGUUUGGAUGUGGAUUGGCAGGCAUAGUCAGCAUGGUGGCAUUUGUGGCUAUUAAUGGUCAUUGCUCCAUCUCAUUCCUUCAUUAUCUUGUAAGGUCCCUACAAAUUUUCGUGCACCCCCACAAUAAUAUCGAGGUUUGAGAUACCAUCACUCUCCCUCUUAUCAUCUUCCUUCUAGUACAGCCUAUGUUUGGAAUGAAUUCAAAGUAAAAAUGAAAUGAAAAAAUUGUAAAAAUUAAUUUCAUUCUAUUUCAUUUUAUUUUUAUUUAUCAAACAAAUUAUUAGAGUGGAAUGAAAUGGAAAUUCCUAUAGCCAAUUUAUAAAAUUGUAGAAGUUAAUUACAUUUCAUUCCGUUUCAUUAUAGUCUUGUGUACCAAAUAAAUUUUGUAUUGUUUGCAAGUUUCGAGAAUGAAGAAUCGUUAAUUAUCAUUUGAUUUUGUAAUAAAAUAUUACUUAUAAAUUUUGUGUAAUUAUUAAAUUGAGAUUAUGAGUUUCUAAACACAAAGCACAAUAUCUUCUAUAAUCUGAAAUGUACACCUACUGCUACCAUUUUUUUUAAAAUUCUUGAUAAUAAAUAUAAAGAAUCUUAAAAGAGUGGCCAAAAGCAUUGUAAGAUUUUCUCCGGAAGAAGGAGAAGCACGUGCCACAUACCGCACACGGUGCGGAUAAGACCACAUCCCCAGUUUCCAAACACUCCCAAAAUCUCUUCAUUAUCCACAAGCCCCCCUCUCUCUCCUCUUUAAACCACCAGAAUCCCAGAUAGGAUUUGCUUCUGCUUAGGAGAGAGCGACUGUAGAAGUAGAAGGAGAAGAAGAGAUCCUCAGCAAACCACACAUUAUGGCAACAGGCGAAAGAACCUUCAACUUCUCGCUCAGUCGCUCUGCCCAAACGCAAUGCUUCCCCUUUUCUUUCUCUAUUCUCUUUAUCUCUCUCUCUCAUUAGAUUCGCACUUCUGGUCUGUGGAUUCCCCAUCAAGCAAUGGCUCUUCCGCAGCUCAUCCCCUCUGCUUCUUCCUCCCUCGCCCACAAACCUUCCUUAAACCCUAAUUCCUGUUCCUCCAGUCACACUCAUGGCCCACGCUCGUGGCCAUCUCCGCCGAGGUUCCUUGCCUCCUCUCUAGGCCGUCACCGCCACUGCUGCCGCCGGAACCCUUACUCCCUCAGGUGCUCCGCCUCCUCCUUCUCCGAGAAGCACCACACGGGAUCUCCGCAGUCUGACGACGUCGUUGAACUCCCUCUCUUCCCUCUCCCGCUUGUCCUCUUCCCCGGCGCCAUCCUCCCCCUGCAGAUCUUCGAGUUUCGGUACCGCAUGAUGAUGCACUCCCUCCUCCAGACCGAUCUCCGGUUCGGGGUUAUAUACUCCGACUCCGCCACUGGCACCGCCGACGUCGGCUGCGUCGGCGAGGUCGUCAAGCACGAACGCCUCGUUGACGACAGGUUCUUCUUAAUCUGCAAGGGGCAGGAGCGCUUCCGAGUCACGAAUCUCGUCCGGACCAAACCCUACCUCGUCGCGGAGGUCACUUGGCUCGAGGACCGGCCGUCCGGCGAUGGCGACGACGAUUUGGAUGCCUUGGCCGGCGAGGUUGAGACGUACAUGAAGGACGUGAUCAGAUUAUCGAAUCGAUUGAACGGGAAACCGGAGAAGGAAGCGCAGGACUUGAGGAGAAAUCUGUUUCCAACGCCAUUCUCUUUCUUCGUUGGGAGCACGUUUGAGGGCGCGCCGAGAGAGCAGCAGGCGCUGCUGGAGUUGGAGGAGACGGCGACGAGAUUGAAGAGAGAGAAGGAAACGUUGAGGAAUACGCUCAAUUACUUGACUGCGGCAUCGGCUGUCAAAGAUGUGUUUCCAUCAUCAUAAAUGAGAAGAGGGUUAGGGUAGAAGCUGCACCGGAGAGGUUUACUUUUUUCAUGGAAGCAUAAGAUAGAGGCGAGCAAUUUCAAGAACAUAGGUAUUGAUGCUUGCUCUUGCAUAUUUCACGUGAAGGGUAUAUAAAUUUGUAAAUUUUGAUGUGUAGUUUAAUAAAUCUGCCUUCUCUGUGAUUAUACUUUGCCUGUUCUGCUAUAUUGCAGUUUUCCUCUAUUUAUACUAGCUGAUAUGAAGUGUAUCUACUGGUUUUGUCAACUUUCUAAACUUCAUGGGAAGUAUAAAUGGACUUGAGAGAAAUUCAAAGGGGAUUUUGAUCUGUUCUCC
Messenger RNA from Malania oleifera, 4632 nucleotides. Its product is annotated as low-temperature-induced cysteine proteinase. Gene Ontology annotation, cellular component: lysosome. The coding region runs from base 182 to 1510 and encodes 442 amino acids. Gene Ontology annotation, molecular function: cysteine-type endopeptidase activity. The record is from RefSeq and is a predicted model, not a curated record. The transcript has 5 exons. NCBI's taxonomy places the organism in Eukaryota, Viridiplantae, Streptophyta, Magnoliopsida, Santalales, Ximeniaceae.